CCGGGGGCGGGUCCGGCGGGGGAGGCGGCGGCUGCGGGGGCGCGGCACGGCCCGGUCUGGCCCGCCCGCGGCGCCGGGUCUGCGGGGAGCGGCGCUGCUGCCGUGAGCUCCGCAGUGCGGGGGCCGGGGAGCCGGCGGGCAGCACUGCCUGGGUAGCGGGACCCUCUGGGGCCCCGGGAGUAGCAGGUGGGGGGCCGGGGUCAUCCCCCCCGACCCCAACCUCCAGCUGCGGAGGACUCUGACCCGGCACACGCCCGAGCUCCAAAGUACCCCGGCACCCUCGGGAAGCAAAUCCUCGGGAGGAGGGAUCGAUCCCUGGCUGCCCCACGAAGAGUCUCGUAAGUCUGAUAAAACUGCUGCGAUGGGAGGAAGAAGAGGCUGGUGUUUGGUGAGCCUGUACCAGAUUCAGAAAAAGCUGAACAUAAUUAAAAAAACAUAUAUUUGUUCUUCAGAAGGAUAAUUACAGCAGUGCACAUGGGAGCAAUGCAAACAGCUGGAGACUCAGUGUCUCUCAUUAAGGAAAAUUCAGCAGGAUGGGUGGAUGCUACUUGAGAAAGGAAAUGCUGCCUCAGAUGCCUGUUAUUUCCUACAGAGUAUUAUUGACAUUUUAUAGGUAUGUGGAUGUCGUUAUUCAGGGUACGAGCGAGAUUAAGGAUUCCCAGCAUGGUGCAGGAUGUUUGUAACUAAAUUUUGCAAGAACGUCGCAGUUUAAGUCCUGCUCAAACAAGUUUGGGGGCUUAACUGAUGUAAACACCGAUCUGUAUCCUGUCUCAUGUUUGGCUGCUUUGAACGCAGGUUUUCCCCAUUGGUUUUGUCACAGCAUCUCCCUGAACAGAACCCGGGGGCAUCUCUUCCGCAGGAAUCUGGCUUCUCGCUGCCACCUGUUCUGACACAGUCGGCACCGAGCCUCCUCCCCGCGUACUGUGGCUCUCCUCGUGGGCAGCCCCGGCUCGGUAACGGGCACGAAGAGGGUGUUCUGCUUGGCAGAGUGAAUCAGAGUUCAGCUGCAUCAUGGCAACUGUCAUCACUGAAAAGCUUAGCCGCCUCUUCAUUAACGUGCGCCAGGUCCCUCAGCUGCUGGCCCCGCUGCCUCCCUCCACUGUGAGCAGUUCAGAGGUGCCAAAGGUCUUCUGGAAGCCCUACAUCCACACCGGCUACCGGCCCGUUCACCAGACCUGGCGCUAUUACUUCUCGACGCUCUUUCAGCAGCACAACGAGGCCAUCAACGUCUGGACCCAUCUGGUGGCAGCACUGAUUCUGCUGCUGCGGUUCCAGCAGCUUUCGCAGCGGGUGGAUUUUGGGCAGGACCCUCAUGCCCAGCCCCUCCUCAUCAUCGUUGUGGCGUCCAUCACGUACCUGACGUUCAGCACCUUCGCUCAUCUUCUGCAGGCCAAAUCGGAGUUCUGGCACUACAGCUUCUUCUUCAUGGACUAUGUGGGAGUAGCCAUUUACCAGUAUGGCAGCGCCUUAGCGCACUACUAUUAUGCCAUUGAGCCAACCUGGCAUGAAAAGAUCCAGGGGUUUUACAUGCCGGUGGCUGCCCUGCUGGCGUGGCUGUCCUGCGCCGGUUCCUGUUACGCCAAGUAUCGGUACCACCGGUCCGCUCACUUUCUGAGCAGGGUCUGUCAGGAAAUGCCCUCCGGUCUGGCCUACAUGCUUGACAUUAGCCCUGUGAUUCACCGGAUCUACGCUGCCCAGUCCGAGCACGCUGACCCAGCCCUACUGUAUCACAAAUGCCAGGUACUGUUUUUCCUCAUUGGUGCCUUUUUUUUCUCGCACCCUUACCCAGAGAAGUGGUUCCCUGGGAAAUGUCACUUUUUUGGGCAAAGCCAUCAGAUUUUUCACGUGUUCCUUGUCCUUUGCACGCUGGCGCAGAUUGAGGCAGUGGUGUUGGAUUACGAGUCCAGGCGGCAAAUCUAUUCUAAACUGCAGGGUGACUUAGCUCAUAACUUUUCUGCCCUGUGCCUUUUCACUGGAACCUGCUCUGUUCUCACAGCCACUUACAUGGCCAGGAAGGUGAAGAGCGAGUUGGGUCUCAAAGAAGAGUAACAGCCCUGAAGGAGAAGCAUGAGAGCUCACCUGCGGGCUUGAAAACUUGAUCUAGAGGCAACUGUGGUGAUGCCAUCAGAUGAAUCUGGCCACAGACUUCAAGAAGAGCAGUGAAAUGCUCUGCAAACUGCUGCUAGUCAGUGCUCUCCACAGGGGUGAAGAUAUGAACCGCUGUUGGAGCUUUUUAAAAUUCAGAACUAGUUCCAACUUGUUCUUAAAAUGGUACACUGAUUUAAUUCAAAUGUCUGAAUAAACAGCUGGAACAAAA
Molecule: messenger RNA, 2317 nt
Organism: Dromaius novaehollandiae (emu)
Lineage: Eukaryota; Metazoa; Chordata; Aves; Casuariiformes; Dromaiidae
Gene: PAQR7
Product: progestin and adipoQ receptor family member 7
Exons: 2
Coding region: 1012-2049 (345 amino acids)
Biological process (GO): response to steroid hormone
Cellular component (GO): plasma membrane
Molecular function (GO): nuclear steroid receptor activity; steroid binding
Source: RefSeq, a predicted model, not a curated record